Messenger RNA from Tetranychus urticae (two-spotted spider mite), 2238 nucleotides. Its product is annotated as protein NDRG3. The record is from RefSeq and is a predicted model, not a curated record. Lineage: Eukaryota; Metazoa; Arthropoda; Arachnida; Trombidiformes; Tetranychidae.
AGCGCAUGAAGACAAGCUGACAGUCUGUUUAGCUUUUAUUUAAUGUUGUACAUUCGUGAGAAUCUCGUGAUUAUUUAAGUUAAUCAUUGUUCAACUUUCGUACCAAUGUAGUUUAAUCAAUGGAAUCUGUACUUUUUAAUUGUUGAUUUAUCUCAUAAAUCUAAUGUAAUGGAUCAAUUAAUGUAAAGAUUUAUUUCUUUCUCCAUUCAAUCGAUAGUAAAUAAAGCCAAGGAAGGUCAAACAACUAAGCAAAAACUCAACGUUUUUCAUCAUUUCAUGGUAUUUAUCAUCUUAUAUACGAUUGACAGUUCAAUAGUUGACUGAAAAUUUGAUAUAAAAAAGUGAAAUAAAAAAUUUUAUUCGUGCUACCCGAUAAAUACAUAAAACUCAUCUCAUCGUCUUCAUUGGAGAGAAACAGUAUAGUCAUCUUUAAUCAAUCAAGAAUUGGGAACAUCGUUUUUUGCCUCAACAAUUGAUUUUAUUUCUAAAAACAUAAUCAUCAUUAUAACAUUAUGUUGUAUACAGGAACAUGAAUACUGUGUUUCUUUUUUUACCUGAUCAAUGAUUAACUGCGUAAUCCUAUCCUCAUUCACAAACAAGUGAUCCUUGGAAUACAUUACACCAGAUUGAAGAUUGUUUUUAUCUAUUGGCUUUCACCGUCGAGAUCAGCCAUAACUCUUUUGGAAAGUGAUAUAUUGUAACGUUAAUUAAUCCACACAUUAAUCGAUUGAUUUGGAUUCAUACAGGAUAAAAACCAUGAGUAAAUCUAAAGAAGGUGUUAGCGGUGGUGGAGGGUUUGAAGAUAUUGAAUUAGGUGAUCCAAGUUUUCACCGUCUUAGCUUCAUUCCCAAUUUGAUUCCCAUCAAGACUAUGUAUGGUGUUGUUAAAGUUUUCAAAGAAGGAGCUGAUCUUUCACCUAAGAGACCAGUAAUAAUUACUUACCAUGAUAUUGGUCUAAACGGUUCCUCCAAUUUCCGAUCAUUUUUCAACCACCAUGAUGUUCAACCUAUUUUAAUUAAGUUCUCAGUUAUCCAUAUUAAUGCUCCUGGACAAGAGGAUAAAGGCGCUCGAUACAGUGAUGAUCUCCAUUAUCCAACAAUGGACCAAAUGGCUGAUCAAAUUGGUGCAAUAUGUAAACACUUUGAGAUAAAUCAUUUCAUUGGUCUAGGAACAGGCGCUGGAGCCAACAUUUUAUCUCGUUUUGCCCUUCGUUAUCCAGAUUUUGUUGAUGGCCUAUUCUUGAUUGACUGUACAUCCACGGUAGCUUCAUGGUCAGAAUGGGGUUAUCAAAAUUUAAAUAUCCACUAUCUUAAAAAUUUAGAUGCUUCUGGACUUGGAUCGUUAAUUCCUGUAGCUGUUUCAGAUUACCUAUUGUGGCAUCAUUUUGGUACCAUUGAUGAAAAUCGUAAUCAAGAUUUAAUCUUUCAACUUCGCUCAUAUUUUUCCGAGAAAAAUAUCCAUCCUCACAAUUUGGCAUUAUUUAUCAGUUCCUUUUUGGCUCGAACAGAUCUUGGAUUGGUCCGUGGGUCUGAUAAACAGAGCUUUCAAUGUCCUGUACUUUUAUUAACCAGUUUUCACUCUCCGCAUAUUGAAGAUACAGUUUAUAUGAACAGCCGUCUUAACCCUCAACAAUCUCAAUGGAUGAAAUUAUCUGAUUGUGGAAUGCCUUUAGAGGAACAGCCAGGCAAAGUGGCCGAAGCUUUGCGUCUCUUCAUCCAAGGCCUUGGUUAUAGCCUUAAAGCAAAUUAAUUGUCUACGUUUACGAUUAAGCGAAAAAGGAAUCACCCUUUAAUAGUAUCCAUUAGAUAUUUAAUGACAAUCAUUUAGUAUAUUAUAUUGCAAUAUAAUAUUACUUAUUGCCUAUUAUUACUUAAUUCACAUUUUCCAGCGAUCGUCUUCAACCUAUUAGGAUUUCGUUACGUUUUACGCGAUUUUCAACUAAUCUCAAUCCAAAUUAUUCAUCAAUCCAUUCAAAACACAUGGUCUGGCAGCAAUAAGAGAUAAUCAAAUUUUAAAUAUAUUCAUGUAUAGAUAAUAACAAUUAUUGACUUUAUUUCAUUUUAAUUUUUAGUUUCAGGUUGAUUGUACAGAAUUUAGAAUUGAUUGAAGAUAAUUUUGUUACAAGUUAUUAUUAUUAUCAUUUUGUACAGAUACAUUAUUAACGAGAAACUAAUUUGUGAGAAUAACAAAAAUUAAAAAAUCUUACCAUUUUGAUGGUUGAAUCUUUGAAACAAUUAA